This is a messenger RNA of Malus domestica (apple), 2219 nucleotides long. RefSeq lists its product as uncharacterized. The record is from RefSeq and is a predicted model, not a curated record. Lineage: Eukaryota; Viridiplantae; Streptophyta; Magnoliopsida; Rosales; Rosaceae.
GUUUAACAAAUUGCGAUGGUGGGCUAGCUUUGGGCUUGCCUUCCAAGUUCCAACCCGCACGAGUUUAGGGUUUAGUCCACCCAUAUUCGCCUCACCACGUCUUUCACUUCCAGCGUCGCUGCGACCCUACAGUAUUAGUACAGUCGACGGAGCCACCGUCUCCCUCCCCCGCUCUUGUCAGAAGUUUUUUUUUUUGCGGCAGCAGUCAAUCAGAAUUAUGGAACGAUAUUAUAAGCGAAAACCAUCGACGGUUAGUUCAGAUAAUGUGGGUAGUUCAAGUUCGGAUUAUGAAGCGGAUGUGAAUCUAGUGAAUCAAAAGAAUGUCGUUAUCAAUCAGUCAGACCAAGAUCGUGUGGCUUAUGACACUUGUUUGAAUGUCUCAAUCAAUUGCAUUAAGUUUUUGUUGCGACAAGAUCUUUAUUUCUUUGAUUAUUGUGAUAGUGUCACUUCAAGCAAUAGGGGAAAUUAUUUGGAGCUCUUCCAAUUUAUUGCCGAUCACAAUGAGAAAGUUAAGCAGGUUGUGUUGGAAAAUGCUCCGAAGGAUCUCAACUUAUUAGCUCCCUCAGGUCAAAAGAAUCUUGUCAAUUCAUGUGCCAUUGAAACCAUCGAUGCUAUCAUGAGUGACGUAAAAGAUAGAUUCUUUUCUAUAUUGGUGGGUGAAUCUCGUGAUUUUUCGACAUUGGAUCAAAUUGCAAUUGUGUUGCGCUAUGUCGACAAGAAAGGGGAAGUAAUUGAAAGGUUUGUGGGAGUCCAACUUGUUGGCGACAUCACUUCAAGUAAUCUGAAGGAGACCAUUGACUCAUUCUUUUCUUUCAACAAAUUAAGUUUUUCCAAGCUACGUGGACAAAGUUAUGAUGGAACUAGUAACAUGAAAGAAGAGUUCAGUGACCUUAAAACAAAGAUUAUGAGUAAACAACCUUGUGCAUUUUAUGUUCAUUGUUUUGCUCAAAAUCUUGAAAUAUGUCUUGUUGCGGCAGCAAAGAAGAAUGUUGAAAUAGCCAGUUUUUUCACAUAUAUAAUUAGUGUAAUUAAUCUUGUUGGAGCAUUUUGUCACCGUCCUGAUGCACUUGGAGAGCAACUCCAUAAAGAGCUUAAGGAAGCUUUUGGAAAUGAUUUUCUAACGGAGAGAGGCAUGAAUCAAGAAACUAGUCUCAAACAUACCGGCGAUGCAAAUUGGAACUCAUAUUAUGGUGUAUUGCUCAAUUUGAUUUCCAUGUUCUCGUCUGUGGUAAAAGUUCUUGAAUUGAUUGUUGAUGAUUGCGACAUUGAUAUUGUUGGUGAAGCAUGUAGGACAUUGAAAGGAAUACUCUCUUUUGAGUUUGUUUUUCACCUCUUUUUUAUGAGAUCAAUUUUGGAAGUCACAAAUGUUUUGUCACUUGCAUUACAAAACAAAGAUAAAGAGAUUGUGGUUGCAAUGGAUUUAGUCAAAUCAUGUAAGCAACAACUGCGCCACAUGAGGAAUAGCGAGUUUGAUCUUUUGGUUGAUAAAGUAUCUUCUUUUUGUAUCAAGCAUGAUAUUGAAAAUCCUAGCUUGGAUGAGACAUGUGUAGUUCAAGGGAGGUCACGGCGUAAUGCUCCAUUAAAGACAAACCGGCAAUUUUAUGCAGAGGUCUUUUUUUGUGUCAUUGACGAGCAACUUACGGAGUUGGAUGAUCACUUCAAUGAGGUGAAUACUGAGUUACUUGUUUGUUUGGCAUGUUUGAAUCCGGAUAAUUUUUUCAUAGCUUUUGACAAACAAAAGCUACUUCGUCUUGCUCAAUUUUAUCCUCAAGAUUUUUCCGAUGAAGACCUAUUUGCACUUGAAGGUCAGCUUGGGCUUUAUAUUCAAUAUAUGCGUUCGAGUAGUGAUUUUUCUCAAUUGCAAGGGAUUAGUAAUCUUGCAAAAAAAAUGUUGGAGAAAGGGAUGCAUCGAAAAUUUAAUUAUGUGUAUUUGCUCAUUACACUUGCUUUGGUUUUGCCGGUUGCAACUGCGUCAGUGGAGAGAGCAUUUUCUGCCAUGAAAGUUGGUGAUGGUUCAGUCUGCAACAGAAUGGGAAAUCAAUGGUUGAGGGAUAGUUUGGUUAUUUAUAUUGAAAAAGAUGUUUUUGGUUGUAUUGAUAAUGAAGCUAUUAUGCUACGUUUUCAUAAUAUGAAAACUCGUGUUGAACAGAUGUAGUUUGUGCCGGUCUUUUUUUACCGUGAAUUAUGAAUGAAAGAACUAUUGUUUGAUGUUUGAUGAA